AUGGAUGGAAAACAAUUAUGCCUUCUCUCCUUGGACGGUGGUGGUGUUCGUGGCCUGUCUAUGCUUUUCAUCUUGCGAGAGAUAAUGCUUGCUGUCAAUCAUGAUUCUCCCGGCCAACUGAAGCCUUGUGAAUACUUCGAUAUGAUCGGAGGUACUAGUACAGGAGGUCUCGUUGCAAUAAUGCUUGGCCGUCUUGGGAUGACAGUAGACGAGUGCAUUGAAGUUUACUUGGCUAUGAUGGACAAGAUAUUUGUCAAGAAGCACAGUCGAAUCAGUUUUCGGACCUGGCAGAUGCAAGAACGAUUUGAUCAUGAAAUUCUAGAGAAAGCGGUUAAACAGUUACUCGUCGAUCGCGGAUUAAAAGAAGACGCUCUUCUGGUGAACCCAGAUGCAAAAUGCAAAGUAUUUGUCUGCUCGACAACAAAAGAGACUUCUCUCCUCAGGCGGCUCGCGACCUACCCUUCCCGAGGCACAGGAGAUUUGACCUCAUACACCAAAAUCUGGGAGGCUGCUAGGGCAACUUCUGCUGCUAGUUCGUUUUUCGAACCCGUCGCGAUUGGACCAUACGGGGAGAAAUUCUUGGAUGGUGGUACUGGAGCAAAUAACCCAGUCAGCGAACUAUGGAAGGAAGCCAGUGAUGUCUGGUCUGAGGCUGACCUGGAAUCACAACUACGAUGUCUUGUGUCGGUCGGUACCGGUGUACCUAAACCGAAGGCGUUUGGCGACUACCCGCACCAAAUUGUGAACGCUUUGAUUAGAAUGGCGACCGACACCCAGAGAAUUGCCGACGCAUUCCACGAAGAACAUGCAUCACUUGAUGAUCAGAGAAGAUAUUUUCGAUUUAACGUCGACAGGGGUUUGGAAGAGGUUGGGUUGCAGGAAUCUUCAAAGAAAAAUGUCAUUGCCGCAGCAACUCGGUCCUAUCUCGCGACGCAGAUAGUACAGAGCAAUCUAAGAAUUUGUGGGGAGCUACUUAAAACAAGAGAAUGUCUAGACACGCUAUAUUUCGAUUACAAAGAACGACAGAGCCGGAUCACGGAAUUGAAUGAGAACGAAGAAAAAGGUCGCAUUUGGCUUCUUGACAAUAUCUCCUUCCAAUCAUGGAAGAAACGAGAUAAUCUUAACGAUCAUCAUGGGGUUCUCUGGAUAGAAGGUCACCCCGGAUCAGGAAAAUCUACUGUGAUGAAGCAGCUCGGUAAUUAUCUUACGAACUCUAAUCCAGGGGACGAUGUAAUUAUUCAGUUCUACUUCAACGCUCGAAGUAGUGACGAUCUGGCCAAAUCAGCUACAGGUCUUUUCAGAUCAUUGCUCCACCAGCUCCUUUUACAGACUCUACCUCUUCCAUCAACGCUGUACGUUCUGUAUAAAAGCAAGAAGGAGCAUUCGAAAAAUGAUAGUGUGCAUUGGUCACGUGCAGAAGUCGAGCAAGCCUUCUUCAAUGCUUUGAAGCGCCCAGGGUUGAAACCAGUCACAAUCCUUAUCGAUGCUCUCGAUGAAUGUGGAGACGAGUCAGAGGAAAGAUCACAAUCUGAGCAAAUUGAUAGUGUGUUUCAUUCCUUCCAAAGUUUUAUCAGUCAAGCCAUGAACAACAAAUGGAAGGUGAACUUAUGCAUCUCGUGUCGGCAUUUCCCUGGAAUCCGCUUUGAGAAAUGUUACACGGUCGUCACGGAGAAGAGCAAUAUGAGAAAUAUUGAGGCUUAUAUCCAUCAAACAUUACCUCUGCUAGAAACAACCCAUGGCGGUGCCUCAGAGAGAGAAUCUCUGAAACGAUCAAUUAUUGAGAAAGCGUCUGGGGUCUUCUUGUGGGUAGACCUAGUGAUCUGUGACCUUCGCCCAAAGAUACUUCAGCAAGGACAAUCUUUCCGAAGUUUAAUGAGAUCACUUGACAAUGUGCCUAACAAGCUCCACCUUUUAUUCGAACAGCUUAUUUCAAACAUCAAUGAGCCCAGUGAACGAAAGGCUUCGUCGAACCUCUUCAAAUGGAUUCUCUUCUCACAGAAGCCUCUAAAUGCAGGCGAAAUUCGUGAGGCUUUGAUAUUAUCAGAUAUCGCUCCGUUCGAUCGAUCACGACGCAAGUUAAUAGGUUCAUGGGAAGCUGCGAAACAACAGGUCGUGGAUAAUCAGAGAUUUGAGGAUUAUAUACGCAGUAUAUCCAAGGGGCUAGUGGAGAUUGUUGACACACAAAAUUUGAACGACUCCUCAGCAGUUAUGGAUCAAUACAGCAAGAGCGACGACGAAAGUGACAGCGAAGAGUCCAUAAGCUACAUUCAGACAGCUCCCGUGCAAUCAUUUUGGAAACGAAGAGUCCAGGUUAUCCACGAUUCGGUUCGGACCUUUUUUUUAGAGGGGAAUGGCGCUAGACUAAACAGCCUAGAGGAAUGGUCGUUAGAGCCAAUGCUGACGCCCUCCUAUAUUGGAAAAUGCCAUGAACAGCUACUCCGAAGUUGCCUCAAUUAUCUCAGUCUCGUGGCAAUCCACAAGUCUAUUGAACUUCGAGAGGACUCCGCUUUACUUGGAAGGGCAACUUCGAUAACACAGUCUUCGGCGUGUGAUGAGUUCAGUGCGUCCUCGAUGGAUAGCGAUGACCUUUUCGAGGAGCCAAAUUUACUGCUCCAGUACUCGGCUCGCUACAUUUUCGAACAGGCUAGGAUGGCCGAUGAGAAUGGGAUAAGCCAGGGUAGUCUUGCGAUCCAAUUGCUCCGAUUUUCGGACGGAUCCAUCCUGAGAAUGCUGCUAUCCUUCAAUAAUCAGCAACCAGUGCGCUACACUGGGGGAAGACUUGAAGCAAUCCCUUUCCACACCAUUAUCCUAGCCCUAGCAUCAUUUUACAACGUCACUAGUUGUAUUCAGAGUCUUCUUGCUCAACCGCAUGUUGACAAAAAUCAUUUGGUUCCUUGUCGCGGUCGCUUCAUUGAUGAACAACUGUGCACUCCUCUAAUGAUCGCAUGCCAAACUGGUCACGAUAAUGUUGUGAAGGAGCUGCUAAGAGCUAAAGUGGAUGUCAACAUCAAGAGUAAGCCCAAGGGCAGAACAGCGUUACACUACGCUGCCCAGAUGGACUAUAAGUCUAUCGUGAAACGUCUAGUCAGAUAUGGAGCCGAAAUACAGGCACUUGAUGACGACGGAUUUUCCCCACUUCACUCAGCCUGUUCAAACUUUGGUGGUGAUGUCAUGACAUACCUCCUUCGCAAAUCUCCAGUCAUCCAGAGGCGAGAAGAACAGAACGGUAUUCUCAGCGCUCUGUUGGAGAGAAUAUCAUCUGGGGAUCAAGAAGCCCUAGAAUUCUUCUCCAAGCUAUUGAAGGAUAUCCCGGACAUCAACUACCAGGAUUCCCAAGGAAGAACUGCACUAGGUCUGGCGAUUAACACAGGCAAUGCACAUAUCGUGGAACUGGUCCUGAGGAGCGGUGGUAGCCUUUGGAAUGGAACUGAUGUAUACAACAACCCACUGUUUAACGCUGUUCAGCGCUACUCUUUGGUUUGGGUUGUCCGUAUCAUGAUGAAUAAUGACUGGGACAUGAAGUAUGAUCUCAACAAAACCGAUAUCGCUCACGGGAAGACUAUACUACAUUGGGCUGCCGAGUCCGGUGCUGUUGAUCUGGUGGAUGAACUCCUCACAGCAGGAGUAGACUUUACCCUUCAGGACGUCUAUGGCGAAACACCUCUGCAUUAUGCUGCAGAGAAUGACCAUAUCGAGAUUGUUCAGAGACUUGUUCAGGCUGGUGCUGACGUUCACGCCACUGAUUUUAAGCGCAGCAAUUAUCGGACCCCUUUUGAUUGCGCAAACAACAAUGGGUACUCCUUAGUUGCGCGUUUCCUUGCUUCAUGUAUGGGCAUAGAAUAUGGUCCCAACAAAACCGAUGUCGCUUACGGGAAGACUAAACUACACUGGGCUGCCGAGUCCGGUGCUGUUGAUCUGGUGGAUGAACUCCUCACAGCAGGAGUAGAUUUUACCCUUCAGGACGUCUAUGGCGAAACACCUCUGCAUUAUGCUGCAGAGAAUGGCCAUCUCGAGAUUGUUCAGAGACUCGUUCAGGCUGGUGCUGACGUUCACGCCACUGAUUUUGAGUGCCGAGAUCAUCGGACCCCUCUUGAUUGUGCAACUCAUAAUGGGCAUUCGUCAGUUGCAUAUUUCCUUGCUUCAUGUAUGAGCAUGUUGUUGACUUCAGAGGAAUAA
Molecule: messenger RNA, 4176 nt
Organism: Penicillium hordei
Lineage: Eukaryota; Fungi; Ascomycota; Eurotiomycetes; Eurotiales; Aspergillaceae
Exons: 4
Coding region: 1-4176 (1391 amino acids)
Biological process (GO): regulation of cardiac muscle contraction; protein localization to T-tubule; lipid metabolic process
Cellular component (GO): T-tubule
Molecular function (GO): protein binding
Source: RefSeq, a predicted model, not a curated record